CGCGAGACAAGCACACGAACAUGGCAGAGGAAGCUCCAGCAGCCGCGCCGGCCAAAGCCCCGGCCAAGUCCCCGAAGAAGAAGUCUGCUCCCCGGACCAAGAAGGAGGGACCCAGCCUCCCCAAGCUCAUCGUGGCCGCUGUGGCCGAGUCCAAGGAGCGGAAGGGGGUGUCUCUGGCGGCGCUCAAGAAGGUGCUGGCCGGGAAAGGGGUGGACGUGAGCAAAGCCAACAAGCGCAUCAACACCGCCGUCACCAAGCUGGUCACUAAAGGCACCCUGAGCCAGACUAAAGGAACGGGGGCCUCCGGUUCCUUCAAACUCGCCAAGAAGGAGCCCAAAGCCGCCAAACCAGCCAAGAAGGUGGUGAAGAAGAAGGCUCCCGCCAAAGCCAAGAAGCCCACCGCGACCAAGAAACCCACCGCGGCCAAGAAGACCACCGCGGCCAAGAAACCCGCCGCUAAGAAGGCUGCAGCCAAGAAGUCCCACAAGAAGGCUCCGGCCAAGAAGGCCGUGAAAAAGGUGGCGCCCGCCAAGAAGAGCCCCAAGAAGCCCGCUGCUAAGAAGCCAAAGGCCACAAAGAAGCCCGCUGCCAAGAAAGCUGCCGCAAAGAAGCCCGCAGCCAAGAAGGCCAAGAAGUAAACCUCAUCAUCCACAACCUCACCCACCCAAAGGCUCUUCUCAGAGCCACCACCCUCCCAUCUGACAUGAUUCCUCACACGAAAUAUCUUCUCUCUCAUCAUCACUCACCUGUUACUGAUCACUAGAUAAUAGAGAUGGGAUUUAUGGGUCUUUGAA
This is a messenger RNA of Melanotaenia boesemani (Boeseman's rainbowfish), 794 nucleotides long. Its product is annotated as histone H1-like. The coding region runs from base 21 to 638 and encodes 205 amino acids. Gene Ontology annotation, cellular component: nucleosome. Gene Ontology annotation, molecular function: DNA binding; structural constituent of chromatin. The record is from RefSeq and is a predicted model, not a curated record. Gene Ontology annotation, biological process: nucleosome assembly. NCBI's taxonomy places the organism in Eukaryota, Metazoa, Chordata, Actinopteri, Atheriniformes, Melanotaeniidae. The transcript has a single exon.